CUCCCUCCCUUCUCUUGUGUCUCUUCUGAAUGUCUCUCCUCCCAUGUUUUCCAAUACAGCAAGUGGAGGAGAGCACUCUUUCCCACACACUUGGUGUGUGCUUCACAUUAGAGCUUCAUCUCUCAGUCACUCUGUCCUCCUUAGUCCCAGAAACUCCAGCAAAACUCCAGCACUUCCUACUCUACCCUACCGCUGCUUCCAGGGCAAACCACACCGCCCCAGCUCUGCACUGACAACCGAAGAACAAACACCGGUCUAAAGAGCAGGAUGCAGCGUUUCAGGGAAGGAAUUCACAUACGCACCAUGAAGGCAAAGAGGAAAGUGGAAGAGAUCUCCAAAGAGGACGUCCAGGCUUUCCUCAAGAAGAAUGCCUUUGUGCUCUUCACAGUUGGGGCAGUUAUCGUAGGUAUUGUUCUGGGAUUCGCGCUCCGCCCGUAUAAGAUGUCCUUUCGAGAAGUGAAGUACUUUUCAUUUCCCGGAGAGCUGCUAAUGAGAAUGCUUCAGAUGCUUGUUCUCCCCUUACUGAUCUCCAGUCUAAUAACAGGAAUGGCAGCUUUGGACAGCAAAGCCUCAGGAAAGAUGGGCAUGAGAGCCGUGAUUUACUACAUGACGACAACCUUCAUCGCAGUCUUCAUUGGCAUCAUAAUCGUCCUCAUCAUCCACCCAGGAAAAGGAUCAAAAGAUGAGUUUGGAAAGCAGCAGACCAUAGAGCAAGUCAGUCCUGCUGAUGCCUUCUUAGAUCUGAUCAGAAAUAUGUUUCCACCAAACCUGGUCCAGGCCUGCACACAGCAAUUCAAAACCAAAUAUGGAAAGCGGGUAGUCCAUGUGACGAUGACAGUGAAUGACACCCUCUUCAACUCCACCAACGGUACCCAGGAGUUCAUGGAGAUUACCCGGGAGGAAGUGAUCCCAGUGCCGGGUCAGGUGAAUGGGGUCAACGCCCUCGGGUUGGUGGUCUUCUCCAUGUGCUUUGGUCUAAUAAUUGGCAACAUGAAGGAGCAGGGCCAGCUCCUGAGGGAUUUCUUUGACAGCCUCAAUGAAGCUAUCAUGCGUCUGGUCGCCAUCAUCAUGUGGUAUGCUCCUGUUGGUAUCCUGUUCCUGAUUGCAGGAAAGAUUGUGGAGAUGGAUGAUCUGACACAGAUGGGUGGCCAGCUGGGCAUGUAUACCAUCACAGUUAUCAUUGGCUUACUGAUCCAUGCUGUUCUUAUUCUUCCCACUCUUUAUUUUGUCAUCACUCGGCAAAACCCCUUCAUCUUCAUUGCUGGGCUCCUGCAAGCUUUGGUAACGGCCUUGGGGACCUCGUCGAGCUCAGCCACUCUCCCUGUCACCUUUAAAUGUCUGGAAGAGAACAACAAAAUUGACAAGAGAAUCACACGCUUCGUGCUUCCCGUCGGUGCCACCAUCAACAUGGAUGGAACAGCUCUUUAUGAGGCGCUGGCAGCCAUCUUCAUCGCCCAGGUCAACAACAUGGAGAUGAACUUUGGUCAGAUCAUCACCAUCAGUAUUACAGCGACUGCAGCCAGUAUUGGAGCUGCUGGCAUCCCUCAGGCAGGCCUGGUCACUAUGGUGAUUGUACUGACCUCUGUCGGACUUCCUACUGAUGACAUCACUCUCAUCAUUGCUGUCGAUUGGUUCCUGGACCGCCUGCGUACCACGACCAAUGUCUUGGGGGACUCAAUCGGAGCCGGCAUUGUGGAAUUCCUGUCUCGACACGAGCUGCGCAGCAAAGACGUGGAGAUGGGAAACUCUGUGCUGGAGGAGAAGGAGAGGAAGAAACCUUACAAGCUCAUCUCUCAGGACAGUGAUUUUGAAAAUGACAAACGUGCUCACAGUGAAUCAAACAUGUAGUCUGCUUCAACAUCUGCCACAUCUGUUAACACAUUCAAACACUUACAGCUGGUUCUGUUCUGAAGAGUAGGGACCUAAUUGUGAGGCUAAUAGUUUUCCAGUUAUUAUUCCCCACUUUAAAUUUAUUAACAUCCCUUUAUUGUCAUUUCCAAGAAGUGAAUUUCUUACAUUCCUAUUUCUUCUAAAGAUGAUCCUUUAAUAUAUGCAUCUGUUAUUUGUUUCAAAUAGAAGUGCUAGUUUCUGUCAUGUUUACUAUUUUACUGAAUAUUUUAACUUCAUAUUACCCUCAUGUAGAAGUUGCUGUAAAAAUAUGUGCUGGAUGUUGGAGUACAAACAGAUCAUUGUGAGGAAAAAAAGCUUUUGAAGAUUUUAUGUGAAGAAAAGAUAUAUUCAGACUUUUUACCAUUUUGUCAUCAGGACAUGAUUAGCUCAACUUAAAUUCAAAUCGUCCCAACAUUAGUUGGUAAUAUAGUGGUUAUUACAGACAUUUUAUGAUUUCAUAUUUCAGUGGUACUGACUCUCACACACCUACAGUUGCAAAUGGAUGUGUGCGCGCACACACAUUUACAUAUUGACUGUGUGUUUUUUUUUUUUUUUUUACCAACGUUAAUUUAUGGUAGAUAUUAGACACGUAAAUAUGUUGCAUGAUUAAAUCAUGUUAAAGCCUCUGAUUUCAUUUUGAAGGUGUGAUAUUCAAG
Messenger RNA from Larimichthys crocea (large yellow croaker), 2546 nucleotides. RefSeq names its product excitatory amino acid transporter 1. NCBI's taxonomy places the organism in Eukaryota, Metazoa, Chordata, Actinopteri, Sciaenidae. Gene Ontology annotation, molecular function: neutral L-amino acid transmembrane transporter activity; glutamate:sodium symporter activity; L-glutamate transmembrane transporter activity. Gene Ontology annotation, cellular component: plasma membrane. The transcript is spliced from 10 exons. The coding region runs from base 268 to 1848 and encodes 526 amino acids. The record is from RefSeq and is a predicted model, not a curated record. Gene Ontology annotation, biological process: L-aspartate import across plasma membrane; D-aspartate import across plasma membrane; L-glutamate import across plasma membrane.